Molecule: messenger RNA, 1620 nt
Organism: Paramecium tetraurelia
Lineage: Eukaryota; Ciliophora; Oligohymenophorea; Peniculida; Parameciidae
Exons: 2
Biological process (GO): intracellular signal transduction; protein autophosphorylation; peptidyl-serine phosphorylation
Cellular component (GO): cytoplasm; nucleus
Molecular function (GO): calcium ion binding; calmodulin binding; calcium-dependent protein serine/threonine kinase activity
Source: RefSeq, a predicted model, not a curated record
AUGGGAAUUUGUAAAAGUAAAUUACGUCCACAUGAAUCAAAACUAUCUGUAGUCAGACGGUUUUCUAAACUGAACAUCCAUCAGUUUUAUCGUUUCACUUAAAUAUUAGGUAGUGGAUCAUUUGGAACGGUCAAACUUGCUUUCAGUUUGGAAUAAGAAAGGAAUGGUCUUUAAUCCAAAUGUUAUGCAGUGAAAUCAAUCGAUAAACGUCGUAUUGGCUAAAGAUUACAUUUAAUUCAAAGGGAAUUAGAGAUACUAGUGCAAUUAGAUCACCCAAAUAUAAUCAGAGUCUAUGAAACUUAUGAGGAUAUGAGAUACUAUCAUUUUGUGAUGGAAUAUUGUAGAGGAGGUGAGUUAUUUGAGAGAAUAGUCAGAAAGGGAGUUUUUUCAGAAAGGAAAUGCUCCAUUUUGAUGAAGCAGCUAUUCUCUGCAGUUCAUUAUAUGCACUAACAAGGAGUUACUCAUAGGGAUUUAAAACCUGAGAAUCUCAUGCUGGCUUCCCCUGAUGAUGACUUAGACAUUAGGAUCAUCGAUUUCGGUUUAAGUAAGAAAUACCCCCCUCCUUAAUCGGCAAAUCAAGGUAGAUCCUAAGUUAGAACUUAAACUAAAGUAGGAACUCCCAUAUAUGUUGCACCUGAAGUAUUGUAAGGGAAGUAUUCUUAAACAUGUGAUGAAUGGUCGUUGGGAUGCAUCAUGUACGUUUUGCUCUGUGGUGAACCACCUUUCUUUAGUAACAACCUCAAAGUUCUGGAAGAAAAGAUUUAAAAUAAGGACAUUCAGUUCAAUGAAAAUUCCUGGCAAAACAUCUCUAAAGAAGCCAAAAUGCUGGUUAUCAGGUUGCUCGAUAAAAAUCCGAAAAAACGUAUAACAUGUGCCCAAGCUUUGUCUAGUCCAUGGAUUUUAAAUUAAGCCUCUGCGCCUCCAAGCAGAAUGGAAUCGAUUCCCAAUAAUGAAUAAGAGAAUGAAAAAGCGAUUCAAUUGCUGAAGACUUAUGGGAACAUAUCAAAGCUGAAGAAAGAAACUUUAAAUAUUUUAUUAAAUUAGCUUAAUGAAACUCAAAUAUAAUCUCUAAGAUAAUAAUUUGAAGAGUUUGACAAAGACAAUAGCGGUACUAUCUCAGUUAAAGAAAUGACUCAAAUCAUGAAAAAAUUAGGCUUAAAUGAUACUGAAAAAGAGAUGUCAGAAUUAAUUAAAAAAUUGAAAUUCUCAAAUAAAAACGAUGGUAACUUAUAUGGAGAUUUAACCAUCCAUUAUUCCGAGUUUAUGAUGGCCUUAUUAAAUUAAUAGCAAUAUUUGAAUGAAGAAAGAUUGUGGGGUUUAUUUAAAUAAUUUGAUAUUGACAACAAAAAUUAUAUCACAAGCCUCGAUGUUAGACGAGCCUUUUAGAGAAGGGGCAAAUAACUGUCAACAGUGAAAGUAGAUACUAUGUUUAACGAAAUCAGACUAAACAGUUAAGACAAAAUAGACUUUUAAAGAUUCCAUGAUAUGAUGUUAGCUGAUUCUCUAAAAACUCAAGAUGAAGAUAUGCAAAUACCAAAUAUAAGCAAAAUGUCUACUAACAAUCCCUAAAAUUUGCCAUAUUUAAAUUAGCCAAUAGGAGACUUCAAUUUUGAUAUUUGA